ACCGAAGAAGAAGAAGAAGAAGAAGAAAAUAAAGGCGAAACCAAAACCAGCCUAGCCUACCGGAUUGGAAUUUGGAAGCACCCAGAUGCUACUCCUAUAAGGCUAUAACCCAACGUUUUCCGCCCCCCAAGAGAGAGAGAAAAAUAUCCUCCUAAUCACGGAUUAGAGCCCUAAUCACGCCGCCCGCGUAAUUAAUUUUUUAGUCUUGGAAUUAUAUAAGCCAUUAGAGAGGGAAAGCGAGAUGGAGUAGCCAGGAAAGAGAAGAAGAAGCAAUUGGGGAGAAGCCAAGCCAAGGUUGGGGAAGGGAAGGGAAGGGAGAGGAGAGGGGCUCGCCGAUCGAUCCCUCUCCGCCUCCGCCGUCGAACCGCCGCGUCGAGUCGAGUCGAAUCGAAGGUAGAUCGAGCCGCUCCUCCACAUCUCCCACUCGCGGUCGCCAUCCUCCAGCGUCGCCGCGCGCGGCUGCUCCGCUUCCCGACGCCGCUCGCCGCUCCUCCAGCUCAGCUCCCCCUCGCGCGCGUCUCCUUCUAUCUCUCUCUCCAGCGACCAGCGGUGGUGGCCGUCUCUAGCGCCGGCUGUCGUUAGGGGAGAAGCCGGGUACUCGUAGUAGGUUCUGGCGUGACGUUUUGAAGGACUGUGAUGUGUGAUCCCCACUGGCAUGUUGCAUCCUAGGUUCCUGGUUGCUUGCUCAGGCUCCAAGUUGUGCUUCAUCUCCAGUUGCCGUGGUAGCUAUGGGGACAUGGCUAGGCGUGGCAGGAUGAUACCUUUCCGCCUCAUGGGCUCGAGCAGGCUGUACGAGUGUAGCUCCACCCUCCCGGUGUUGAUCGGUUUCAGUUGAUGAUUUCUUUGGAGACUGAAAGAAAGAUUCUUAGGGAGUUCAUCAGAAAGGAUUGGAUAAGUGCAUUGUAGUUGUAGGAGUGCUAGGAGCCCAAAUCGGUGACAUUUCUUUCAGCGUUUCGCUGAACAUAGUGUAGAUUUGCCUGCAAUGGGUUUGCCUCAGGUUAAUCCAGCCGAGGAAGCGCCUACGCCGUCAAGUAGGCCUGUGUCGAGCCCUCGUAGCUUCGAGGGUGUUGGCGCCUGUGAUUUGGAUGGGCUUCUUGGAGGAAGCUCAAGUAGCAGGGUAUUCGAAUACCCGUCAAUCGGUGAUUCUGAUCGGAAGACUGCAUUAGACAUCCCGAAUGGAUCAACUGAGUAUUCUAGAGACAGCCAUUGCUUUGAUAGACCUGCAGGUCUCCGAGGACUAAGAAUUGAUUCGAGGGAUGCAGAUUCUAGAUCUUCUCAUAAAUUGGAUCCUACUGUCCAUGUUCCCACAAUGAGGGUUGUGGGAUUUGAGUCGGGUUCUGUUGGAGGUUCUGCUAUAAUAGAAACUGAUAAUUGUCAUACUCCAUUCGAUCAGCAUGAACUUCAGGCAAGGAAAAGACUGCUCUCACCAUUGAAAAACGUUCUUAAUAGACAGUUCCACGGUGAUAUACUGAAUAUUUCCGCUGGUGAUGCUAGAUUUGAACUUUCUGAUUCAGCCAGGAAACUUAACAUUUCGUGCUUCCAAGAUAGUAAAAAAGCAAACACUGGUAUGCUCGAUUCUUUUGAGCCACAAGCCUGGACAAAUUCUAGAUGCUCCAAUGGUAGUCCAGAAUGGGAUGCCAAUAAGAUUAAUUCUAAUUUAUUCACUGAUGGUCCUUUACUUGGGAGCAAGGAGUCCUUAGCUUAUCUUGAUCAUCUAGCUGCUAGUGCAAAAUUAGCACAUUCUCCACUCUCCUUGUCCCCGCUUAGCCCUAAAUUUAUGAACAGAACUAAGGCUACAGGAGCUCAAUGCCGUACAAUGAGAGAUAUUGAACAUCAUUUUCUAGAUUCAAGGGAAAAAGGGGGACCCGAUGGAAUUAGAAUGCUGAGUGUGCUAGAAGAAACUAACAUAUUACAUGAUGAAUACAAUGUCAUGACCCCUAAAAGAAGUUCAUGCAGAAGAUAUCAAAUCUGGGGUCCUGAAUCCACCCCUACUUCUCCCCGGGUUGGUUAUGGUCGGAGUUUGAGUCUCCCAGUACGACGGUCACUAGUUGGCUCCUUUGAGGAGUCCCUUCUAUCUGGCCGGCUUUCUUAUGGAAAAGACAAUCAGAUAAUUGAUGGAUUCUUAGCUGUUCUAAAUAUUACUGGUGGAAACUUCUCUCCUCCAACUCAGAAGCUGCCGUUCGCAGUAACAAGCAUUGACGAGGAUAGCUCCUUAUUGUACUAUUCUUCUAUUGAUCUUGCUGGGAGGUCGUCAGCAACUAACUGUAGAAGCCCAAAACUCGAAAGAAGCUUAAGCAAUAAUGAUUCACGAUCAGCCAAAAGUCGCUUACGGAUCCCUGUUAAGGGCAGGAUACAGCUGGUCGUGAGCAACCCUGAGAAGACUCCACUUCAUACUUUCUUCUGCAGCUAUGACUUGACAGACAUGCCUUCAGGGACCAAGACUUUCAUGCGGCAAAAGGUCACUCUGUCCCCCACUCUUUCCUCCUCUAAUCCAAUGAAAGAAGGAAGUAAUGCCGGUGACAUUAAUAUUGGCCCCAAGGCUGAGUCUGUCUCAUGUGGAGAAGUUACAGAACGGGAAAGUUCAGAAUGCUCAUCUGAUGGAUCAGAGGAGAAAGACGCAAAUGCAAAACGUUGUUCGUUGGACAGUAACAUGAUGGAAUCAAAUAAACAUAACUCUCCUGUGAAUAAGAAAAAUAACACCGAUUCUGAUGAUUGUUGCUGUCAGAUGGACAAUUUAGGUGGCAAGAAUUAUUGCUGUGCAUCUUCUAGGAUUAAUGAUAGCUCGGGUGGAGGUGUGAUUCGCUAUGCUCUGCACCUGCGCUUUCUAUGCCCUUCCUCCAAGAAAUCCUCAAAAUCGAUGCUACGAUGCAAAUCCGAUCCAUCAUCGGUGCCAUAUGAUAGUAAUGCCGCGAAAGAGGACGAUCGCAGAUUCUACCUUUAUAAUGAUCUUAGAGUUGUAUUUCCUCAAAGGCACUCAGAUGCAGAUGAAGGCGAGCUGCGUGUGGAACAUGACUUCCCUGCUGAUCCCAAGUACUUCGACAUAAGCAAUUGACACCUCUGCUUCUCCUCCUUGUGCAUGCAGCUAAGCUCUCAUGUCAUUUGUGUACAUAGCAUGCGCUUUCUUGCGCACAAAAAAAAAAUGUAAAUAUCUUUUUAAUCCUUCUUAACUUGUCAUCACUCAUCAGCCCCCGAUGUAUUUAUCAGUCGCAACCAACUGUACAGUUUCAGUCUUCAAAUAAAAUGCAACUUUUAGUUCCCA
Oryza sativa Japonica Group (Japanese rice) is the source of this 3259-nucleotide messenger RNA. NCBI's taxonomy places the organism in Eukaryota, Viridiplantae, Streptophyta, Magnoliopsida, Poales, Poaceae. The record is from RefSeq and is a predicted model, not a curated record.